Messenger RNA from Lolium perenne, 552 nucleotides. Lineage: Eukaryota; Viridiplantae; Streptophyta; Magnoliopsida; Poales; Poaceae. The record is from RefSeq and is a predicted model, not a curated record.
CAAGAAAAUAUGAAGAUUGCUGUCGAAGGCACUGUUGCUCUGGUUGCUGACAGCCAACAGACUGUUGAUUGGACAAAAGUUGGCGACACCGAUCAGAUAGAGCAAUCAAGGUGGAGGUCCCUGAUUAAGGCAGCCAAGCCCAACACGAAGAAAAUCUUGGCUUAUCUCGGGAUCAAACCAGCUUCGACUCCUAGCUCAUCAAGGCCGGAGUUGGUAUUUGAUAACUAUACUCCAUCUUCCGCUCCUUCCAAUGUUUCGCCUUCUUCCUCUUGCUUGAAGAGAACUCUUGCUGAUGCCACACCUGUCGAAGAUUCUUUGCCACGAGAAUUGGAUGAACUUCGGCAGCAACUUCAGUAUGCAAAGAAGCAAACUCUUGUGAUGAUGGAAAAAUCUCGUAAGUCAUCUGAAGCCGAAAAAGUUGCACUUCAGCAAGCUCGCGAGGCCGUGGCUGCUAAGGAAAUUGCUGCUUCCGAGGCUGAAAAGGCGACUACUCGAGAAAAUUUCAUGCUCGAGUUAAUGAAUGAGGCCAGUGAGGAUAUGUUCCUUUGCUGA